Diospyros lotus (date-plum) is the source of this 4679-nucleotide messenger RNA. Its product is annotated as histidine kinase 3. The transcript has 11 exons. Gene Ontology annotation, molecular function: phosphorelay sensor kinase activity. Lineage: Eukaryota; Viridiplantae; Streptophyta; Magnoliopsida; Ericales; Ebenaceae. The coding region runs from base 987 to 4103 and encodes 1038 amino acids. The record is from RefSeq and is a predicted model, not a curated record. Gene Ontology annotation, biological process: phosphorylation; phosphorelay signal transduction system.
AUGGAUGGAUGGCUGGCUGGAUGGACGGGGGAGCGCAGCGCAGGCCGGCCAGCCAGCCAGCCACGAUAAAGCACUUCUUUUCUUUCUUUCUUUCUUUACUUCUGCCCUUCGUUGCCUCAUUUUCCCAUUUUUCUGUCACUCUCGCUCUCGCCGUGUACUGUAUACGCGCGCGCGCGCGCGCAAACACACACGCAGAUAUAUAUACUGAAUUUUAUCAGGAGGGAUGGGGAUGGAUCAGAUAGAGAUGAUGGCCUGUGCUAGCAGACAUUUCUUCCGCCGUAUUCUUCUCAUCUUUUCUUUCCCAGAUUCUUGUCCCAUAGUGUCGUCCAUGAACCAAGUGUUUCUUUAUGGCUUCUUUCUGAUCUUCUGUUUCUAUCAUCUUUAAUUGUUGCUGAAUUAGUGGCUUCACUGUCUUCGACAGCCACUCAUAGUCGGCUUGCCUUGAGAUUUAAUUUCAGAGGCGAACUGUAUUUGCCCGCAUGUGUGGUUGUCAUCCUUUAAUUCCCUGGAUUCUUCAUUCUGUGUUUGGCUGCUGGGUUGGCAUGGUUUCUGAUUUGAUAACUCAAUUUUUGUUUUGGGGGAAUCUUGGUUUGUGUGUUCUGGUCCAUUCCUCCAUCUGGGUUUUGGUCGGUAGCUAACAGGAUAAACUCAAAGUUCUGUUUUGGGAUUGGAAGUUGGAAUCUAGUGAACUCCUCUUGAUUAUUCAUUCUGGGCCUGGUGGGGGGUUUUGGAAUUUUCUCAUCUUCCUCCAUUUCUUUCUGGGUCUUCUUUUCUCUGCAAUCUACUUAUCUUCUUCCUACUGCUGCUGCUGCUUCUCCAUUCAAGUUAGAAUAGUUCUGAUGCUGGGUCUAACUAGACAAGUUUCUGUAGAUUUGACAGAAGGGAAGUUCCGUGUUUCCCCGUUUAUUUCUUCGUAAAUUUGGAAAGAAGAAAGGACCUAGCUAGCUCAAUCUAAUACUGUUUAGACUUUCCCCGAUUCUCUCUGGAUGAGUUUUCUCCAUAUAAUUGGGUUUGGCUUAAAGGUCGGCCAUCUGCUGUUGAUGUUAUGUUGGUGGGUUGUCUCUGUAAUUUCCAUGAAUUGGUUCAUUAGCAGUGAAGCCAUGGAGACCAAGAGUGGAUUUGUUCGGGAUGGUGCAAAGAUGUGGCUGAAAUUGUGGGAUAAGAUCUCAGGGAACAUUUGCAAGAUCUACCAUCACUGCUACCAGUAUAUUGGGUCCAAAAGAGUUAGGAAAACAUGGUGGAGGAAUCUUUUAAUCACAUGGAUUGUUUUCUGGAUUCUGAUCUCCUUCUCUGUCUUCUGGUACAUGAGCUCCCAAGCUGGGGAGAAGAGGAAAGAGACCCUUGCAAGCAUGUGUGAUGAGAGAGCUCGGAUGUUGCAAGAUCAGUUUAAUGUCAGUAUGAAUCAUAUACAGGCCAUGUCAAUUUUAAUUUCGACUUUCCACCAUGGCAAGAGCCCUUCUGCUAUUGAUCAGAGAACUUUUGCAAGGUACACCGAACGAACUGCUUUUGAGAGGCCUCUAACAAGUGGGGUGGCAUAUGCGGUGAGGGUGCUGCACUCUGAAAGGGAACAGUUUGAGGAGCAACAAGGUUGGACUAUUAAGAGGAUGGACACACUUGAACAGAACCCGGUCCAUGAGGAUGAAUAUAACCCAGAAGCUCUGGAGCCAUCCCCAAUCAAGGAGGAAUAUGCCCCUGUUAUCUUUGCACAGGAUACCAUUUCGCAUGUGGUCUCCAUUGAUGUGUUGUCAGGGAAGGAAGAUCGUGAAAACGUGCUGCGUGCAAGAGCAUCUGGAAAGGGGGUUCUCACUGCUCCUUUUAGACUACUGAAAUCUAAUCGUCUAGGCGUCAUAUUGACUUUUGCUGUCUAUAAGAGGGAGCUUCCAUCAAAUGCAACAUCUAAUCAGAGGAUUGAAGCGACUGAUGGGUACCUCGGUGGAGUCUUUGAUAUUGAAUCGCUUGUUGAGAAGUUACUUCAACAACUUGCGAGCAAACAAACCAUCCUUGUGAAUGUGUAUGAUACCACCAACUCCUCCCACCCUAUCAGCAUGUAUGGCUCAAAUGUAUCAGAUGAUGGAUUACAUCAUGUUAGCACACUAAGCUUUGGGGAUCCUUUCAGAAAACAUGAAAUGGUUUGCAGGUUCAAGCAAAAACCACCGUGGCCAUGUUUAGCAAUAACAAUGUCCAUUGGAAUUCUUGUAAUCGCAUUUCUUCUUGGCCAUAUUUUCCAUGCAACAGUAAAUCGAAUAGCCAAAGUUGAAGAUGAUUGCCGUAAGAUGAUGGAGCUCAAGAAAAGGGCUGAGGCCGCUGAUGUUGCAAAGUCGCAGUUCCUUGCAACUGUAUCCCAUGAGAUCAGAACCCCAAUGACUGGUGUUCUAGGAAUGUUGGAUAUGCUUAUGGACACAGAUCUGGAUGUAACUCAACAAGAGCAUGUCAGAACUGCACAGGACAGUGGAAAAACUCUGGUUUCAUUAAUAAACGAGGUUCUAGACCAAGCAAAGAUUGAAUCUGGUAAGCUCGAGCUUGAGGCAGUUCAAUUUGAUUUGCGGACAAUUUUGGACGAUGUGUUGUCUCUGUUUUCAGGAAAGUCUCAAGAAAAAGUAGAGCUUGCGGUUUUCAUCUCUGAUAAGGUUCCCAAAGUGCUAAUUGGUGAUCCAGGUAGAUUUCGGCAAAUCAUCACAAAUCUCAUGGGAAAUUCAAUCAAAUUCACUGAGAAGGGGCACAUUUUUGUGACUGUCCAUCUUGUUGAGGAGGUGAUGGAAUCUAUGGAAUUUGAGACCUUGUCAUCAUCCAGGAACACCUUGAGUGGGCUUCCUGUGGCAGAUAGACUCCAAAGCUGGGCAAGAUUUAGAACUUCUGGUCAAGAUGGACCUCAUAGCGCCAUCUCAUCAUCAUUAUCUGACCUCGUGAAUGUAAUUGUAUCAGUAGAAGACACAGGUGUCGGGAUCCCUAUAGAAGCCCAGUCACGUAUAUUCACUCCUUUCAUGCAGGUGAGGCCCUCAAUUUCCCGCACACAUGGGGGCACAGGGAUUGGGUUGAGCAUAAGCAAGUGUUUAGUUGGACUGAUGAAUGGUGAGAUUGGGUUUGCAAGCUUACCGGGGAUUGGAUGCACCUUUACAUUUACUGCUAUGUUCACCAAUGGCUGCUCCACUAACAGUGACCAUAAGAACUGGCAAGUAAGCAACCAGUUAAAUUCUGCGUCUUCAGAAUUUCAGGGUAUGACAGCUUUAAUUGUAGACUCGAGAGUAGUCCGAGCCAAGGUAUCUAGAUAUCACGUCCAGCGGCUUGGAAUUCAUGUUGAGGUUGCUCCUAACUUGAGUCAUGCUUUCUCUCAUGUAAGCAGUGGGAAUACAGUCAGCAACAUGGUCCUAAUAGAGCAAGAAGCUUGGGAUGAGGACUUGGAUUUGUCAGCUCUCUUUGUCAAUAAAUUGAGAAAUUUUGACCGUGGCACACCUCCAAAAUUGUUUCUUCUAUCCAACUCUAUUAGCGCUAUCAAAAAUGGUUUUGCCACUACCAGUGAUUAUACUCCAACUGUCAUCAUGAAGCCCCUAAGGGCAAGUAUGUUGGCUGCAGCGUUACAGCGAGCCAUGGGUGUUGGAAACAAGGCUUAUUACUGCAACGGAAAACUCCCCGAUCUGUCUCUGCACAAUUUGCUUCUUGGUAGAAAAAUCUUAGUUGUAGAUGACACUAAUGUGAAUCUUAGAGUAGCUUUUGGCGCCUUGAAAAAAUAUGGAGCUGAUGUGGUCUGUGCUGACAGUGGAAAGCGGGCAAUCUCACUGCUAAAGCCGCCUCAUAACUUUGAUGCCUGCUUCAUGGACAUUCAGAUGCCAGAAAUGGACGGGUUUGAAACUACAAGAAGAAUUCGCAAAAUGGAACAGAACAUAAAUGAUCGCAUCCAACGUGGAGAGCUUCCGUUAGACGCUGACCGAAAUGUUUCUUACUGGCAUUUGCCAAUUCUGGCCAUGACUGCAGAUGUUUUUCAGGCUACGCAUGAGGAGUGCCAAAGGUGUGGAAUGGAUGGAUAUGUUUCAAAACCAUUUGAAGCCGAACAACUUUAUCGUGAAGUUUCACGCUUUUUCCAUAGCCCAGAGGAUCAAAACUCAUAGGGAAGAAUUGCCGGUUGAACAUGGCUUAACCUCAAAUGCCUGUCCUUUGUACUUUGAAAUGCUGAAUGGAUUUUUAUUUCUUUGGAUUUUGCCAAUGGCUAAAAGCCGACAUUGGUGCGAUUUGUGCUUCAGUGUCACAGGAAAUAAGGUGCCAAACCGCAGCAGAAUGUACAUAAAAGCAAUGUUCUUGUCUCGAGGCUUCCAUUUGCUAGCACAAGAUUACUCUUUUUUUUGUAAAGAUAACCUCAUUUUCCUAGCAUUAAGAGGCGGCAGAAAGGCUGAGGAAGCUUUCUGGCUUUGGUGCACCGUGGAAUCUCUGAGGUUGGCUCUUGGGAAGUUGUCUCAUCAUAGAGAUUGGUUUAGUGGGUAGGAUGAAACAUGGCAUGUUAGCAACAGAGGAGAACAUAUUGUGCAUAUGAUAACUUUGAUCGAAUAGAGAAAAUGAAGGGCAUGUGCUCGUAGUAGCCCGUUUUGAUCGUGGCAAAAGAUUUGUUCAGCUACGAAGUGGUGUAAUUUGUCAUAGUAAACCAUUUUAUCUCAGAUUUUUUUUUACCUAUUUGCACAAUUGUCGGACAA